AUGGCGGAACUCAAAUGGUACGGCAUCUUCGUGUUUCUUUUUGGAACCAUUUUAAGCAUUGCUGACCCCAUUACUGAUUUUCUUACAGUGGUGGAAUUCUACCGCACAGAUCACAAGACGUGGUUCGGUGUGGGGCUUACAUUCAUUAUUCUGCCAAGUCUGUUUUUUCUUAUAUUUAACUGUUUCCAUGAAUUUACGCGAGAAGAUGAACAAUCAGAACAGGAAGAAUACCAGUGUACGGCUUGGAAAUUCACACAUGCUUCAUUUCUUGGAUGCAAUCCACUCUAUCCGGCCUGGCUGAAGCUGCGCUUGCUUUUCUUCUACCUAAAGAUGUUACUAAAACGCAGGCAACGAAGUAACAGCGAUCAAACAAGUAAAGACUUCGAGGAAGUACUGGGGUGGAGCAAAUACGCUGUUCUGACCGAGGCCGUUCUUGAAUCAGCUCCUCAGUUUAUUAUUCAGUUGUACGCCAUGGCUGUUCAACAGCAAUCCGUGACGAUCGUUCAAAUGGUUUCCCUGCCCGUGUCUUUCCUUAGCUUGGCUUGGGCGUCUUCUGUUGCUGAUACGGUAUUUCACAGUUACGAAGGAACCCUUAAUUUCAGUGUGAAAGAUAGAGUUCUACAUUUUGUGACGCACUUAUUUAUUUUAAGCAGUCGACUCCUUGCAGUUGCUUUGUUCACCGUAAGCUACAAGUGGUGGGUUACCAGUGUUCUGAUCUUUCACUGUGCGUUGAAAGUGAUAUGUGACAUCGUUUGGCUUCGCAGAAAACGACGGCUUUUAACCUUCGAAAACUUACUUACAUCGGUUUUGUUUUCUUGCGUGCAUUGGUUACGAGAUGAUGUGUCAGUAACAGUAAAUGACGAGAAAAUCGAACACAACAGAAUAGUUGAAUAUGUCAGAAGAAUGCAGUUGGUCUCCAACGUGCUGUUUGUGAUAGAAAACAUCACCCUGAUCCUGUUGUUUUAUUUCAGUCAUUUCCCUCACACCUGGUACUCCUUACCAGUCACCAUCUGCGUCUGUUUAUUUGCUGUUCUUGGAGCCGUAAUGAGACUUACUCACUUCAAUGUUUUAUAUAAGGAUUCAGAUGAUCAAUCAAAUAAUACCGAUCAAGUGCAGCAGCAAUCGCAUAGUAAUCCCCUCGAGGUUGCAGCAACAUAAAACGGAGGUAAAUCAUAGUCUGAUCUUGUAUUGGUACGUCUCAAGUUUUUAUGUGAUCUGUUACAUUAUGUAGGCUAACUAUAAUAUUUAAGAGUCGCAACUAGGGAAAGUAGAAAAGUACCGUCAACUGGGACACACAUUUAAGCCAUUAUGUUAUGUUGAUUUACUGACUUAUUUACCGAAUUUGGGAUAAUUUGUGAGUCAUUCAGUAUUCAGUAAUGAAUUAAUUAGUUCAAAAGUAACUAAACCAAACUGAACUAUACUAAAACGAGCCAAAUGUUUGUUAUUUACUCUGUCAUGCGUGUAGUCUACGCAUGUGGUUAUCAAACAAUACAAUAGCUCAUGGUCAUUUUGUUCUCGGUCUUGUUGCACUGGGCUGGCAGUGAAUUUUGAAAAUAUUGACUCCACUGAAGUGUGACAGUUCAUGACAAAUUCUGACAAAAUAGUAAAACUGUAGUUGUCGCUAAGACCUUGAGGGUUAACAUUCUUGUAAUAUUGUUGAGCAUUAUCACUAUCGCAAUGGUGGUUUUUGCAACAUACCUAGUUAGAGAAUAAGCUUUCAAAUAUACCAUACUAAAAAAUACGCCCUGGGUCAUAAUUAUAUUGCGCUCUGCUUUGCGUGAGAAAGCGGUUCUAAAGUUUGUAGUAUACGUAGUAUCACAAAAGCUUUAAUUAAAGUGACUUUGAGAUCACUUUUCAAUUAGGGCAAUAAAUUAGCAUCACCUUAAAACGCGAAUAGUUGUUAAGUAUAAUUUAUAACACUCUAAACAUUCCGGGCUAGCAUACAGUCUGCCAUCUAAAACUAAACACAAUCUGAUGUCAACCAUAACUUUCUUUUCCAAAGAGUAGAAGAGAGGGACUCGUCGCAUUUCCUCGAAUAUUUUAAAAUUCGGGCCUUAUUCAAGGAGCCGCUUAAUCGAAGAAGAGGGGGAUGGCCUAUUAAAGUAAUGCUUAAAAUAACUGAAAUAAUUGUGGCAAAAAUUAAAAUAUUUAGUCAAGAUCAGGGGCGGAUCUAGGGGGAGGGUGCAGGGGGUGCCAACCCCCUCCCCCCCCCGCCUCCUGAGAUGACCUGCGGUUUUCUAAUACAACUGGUAUUCUGCAAAAAAAACUAUGUGGUUUAUUAGUGUUGAAGUAGAGAAAGAGACGAGUGCACCCCCUCCUAAAAAAAUCCUGGAUCCGCCCCUGAAGAUGUCGGGAUAUUGACCAAGUUCGCAAAACAAAAGAACGAGACCAAUAUACAGCCAUUUUGACCAAAUGAGUUUGGUGUCUUAAACGAUGAAAAUCGUCAGUGUGGAAAAUAUAUACAAGUCCGCAAAUUUUUUGCUUUGAGUUAAUGGAGUUUUAUCUAGUGUAUGGGAUAUCUAUCAUGCGUGUGAUUUGAAAAUAUCGCAAAAACAAUAAUUGUGGUUCAGUUUCCUCAUAAUCAUACUCAUUAAUUGGCAGGAGUACCCAACGAACGUUUUUCGCAAAAUUGAUUAUACAAUGUCGUAAACGCUAGCAGAGUGCUUUUACGUUAACCUACGUUACUAUUUAACUUUCCUGGGAAAAAAAUACCCGCUCUUCACUGCUAGCCAGCAAGACUUUCGGAAAAUAAAAAUCCCAGCCAGCAAUCAUGUUUGACGGUUUUUUGCCAGCCAAAAAAUUGAAUUGGUGUUCUCCGGCGACAUGAGAAAGUAGUUUGUCCCAUAAUUUAAUCCUUUGCUAUCGACUCAAACGAAACUGCUGUUUCAAAAACUGUUCGCUAGUUGUGGCGAUAUCAACAAUACGUGUUCAUGGUAAAGUUGAUUUAGGGCCUGUUUACAUGGAGGUGGGGGACCCCAGGUAGGUGAAGCAACUCGCUUAGGUGGGGUAACCCGCCUGUCCAUAUAAUCUCUCAUUUUAAUUUGAUCACGUUUACAUGCUAGGUGGGGUGACCCUCCAAGGCGGGUAGCCCGGUCUACCAGACCGGGUUACCCUCUCAGCCGGGGCCAAAUUUUGCCAUGUAAACGUUUCAAGGUGGGGUAACCCGCCUGGCCGGGGUCGGAUUCGUGAUACAUCAAAUUCUCGCAAAAUUCAAUUUGGCGGUGACUUUGCAUCAUUAUUAAAGUUAACAAUAGAAAGCCAUUGCACUGAAGGUUGCAGCAAGAGCAACAAGUGAGUGUAGAAGGGCAUUAAUCGCCAAAACACGUGCUUUGCCAGCAUUUUUCUUGUUUACGUGCUUAGCCACCAUUCAAUAAUCUUGAGAAAGUACACCUGGGAUGGCGGGGUUGUAAGAUUGCAUGUAAAGGAGGGUUAUUUUUUUACCCCACCUAAGCAGGUUACCUCACCUUCCUGGGGUCCCCCACCUCCAUGUAAACAGGCCCUUAGUAACUAUAACCUUUCUCCCAAUCGAUCUAUAUAUUCAUAUUUGUAUUGUGUGCUUUAGUUGUGGGACUAAAAUUCAAUCAGUUUUAUGUACAUUUUACCACGUAUGUUUUCUUUUAAACUUAAAGUAUUAUUUACGUUAAACGCAAGACAUGGUUAGUCACGCGAUCGAGAUCAAUGCACGCUUUACUUUGGGGCUGCCAUUUAUUCUCUCUAGCCUUGGUAAAACUCGAAACAUUUAUUUUCGACCUGGAGAAAUUCUGGAAAAUGAAUAAAAUUCAACCGUCUUAUAUCAGUGAAAAAUGACCACCGGCGAAGAAAAAGUGUAUGGAGGUCUACUGCAUUGCAUAAAAUUAGCUCUCAUGUAUGAGGUCGUUCUUCAGUCAUCUCGGUUAAUUACUGAUUCAAUUGUACCCGUGAUUGCUUUUUAACAAGAAUCAGUAACGAUCGUUCAAACGCUUUUAAUUUUCUCCCUCUUUCCUACGCCUGGCCUUCCUAUCACUCCCUUCGUCCCCACUUUCCUUAAUAAUUAACUCAAAUAUCCCCAAGUGAACGCGAGCGACUGGGUACGAGGCAGGGAGACCGAUCAAAUUGGACCACCUUCAAAGGUGUUCCCAAAUAUUCCGGUCGCACUAAACCGAAAUGAUCCGUUCCAUUUGAUUUCUAACCGAAAUUUUCGGAAUUUUGGUCUGAAUGGAAAUCACCCAAGAGUCCCUUAUAAUGAUUUAUAAUCACAUGUCACUGGAUAGUUUGUUUAAUCCUCUUUUGUAAAAACUGCCAUUCACUACGAAUUCCAUUUUAAUUCAAUAAGCGCAUUUUAUGGGUCACAUAGAUCACAACUUUCCCAAGCAUCAUAAACACGAGUCAAUGAGACAGGACGAUCUUUAUUGCUUUGUGCAGUCAGCAGCUGAGUCAGAAAGGUCGAAGUAAUGGCGGAACUCAAAUGGUACGGCAUCUUCGUGUUUCUUUUUGGAACCAUUUUAAGCAUUGCUGACCCCAUUACUGAUUUUCUUACAGUGGUGGAAUUCUACCGCACAGAUCACAAGACGUGGUUCGGUGUGGGGCUUACAUUCAUUAUUCUGCCAAGUCUGUUUUUUCUUAUAUUUAACUGUUUCCAUGAAUUUACGCGAGAAGAUGAACAAUCAGAACAGGAAGAAUACCAGUGUACGGCUUGGAAAUUCACACAUGCUUCAUUUCUUGGAUGCAAUCCACUCUAUCCGGCCUGGCUGAAGCUGCGCUUGCUUUUCUUCUACCUAAAGAUGUUACUAAAACGCAGGCAACGAAGUAACAGCGAUCAAACAAGUAAAGACUUCGAGGAAGUACUGGGGUGGAGCAAAUACGCUGUUCUGACCGAGGCCGUUCUUGAAUCAGCUCCUCAGUUUAUUAUUCAGUUGUACGCCAUGGCUGUUCAACAGCAAUCCGUGACGAUCGUUCAAAUGGUUUCCCUGCCCGUGUCUUUCCUUAGCUUGGCUUGGGCGUCUUCUGUUGCUGAUACGGUAUUUCACAGUUACGAAGGAACCCUUAAUUUCAGUGUGAAAGAUAGAGUUCUACAUUUUGUGACGCACUUAUUUAUUUUAAGCAGUCGACUCCUUGCAGUUGCUUUGUUCACCGUAAGCUACAAGUGGUGGGUUACCAGUGUUCUGAUCUUUCACUGUGCGUUGAAAGUGAUAUGUGACAUCGUUUGGCUUCGCAGAAAACGACGGCUUUUAACCUUCGAAAACUUACUUACAUCGGUUUUGUUUUCUUGCGUGCAUUGGUUACGAGAUGAUGUGUCAGUAACAGUAAAUGACGAGAAAAUCGAACACAACAGAAUAGUUGAAUAUGUCAGAAGAAUGCAGUUGGUCUCCAACGUGCUGUUUGUGAUAGAAAACAUCACCCUGAUCCUGUUGUUUUAUUUCAGUCAUUUCCCUCACACCUGGUACUCCUUACCAGUCACCAUCUGCGUCUGUUUAUUUGCUGUUCUUGGAGCCGUAA
This is a messenger RNA of Porites evermanni, 5475 nucleotides long. Lineage: Eukaryota; Metazoa; Cnidaria; Anthozoa; Scleractinia; Poritidae. The record is from the annotation of a GenBank genome assembly.